Messenger RNA from Olea europaea var. sylvestris, 2360 nucleotides. RefSeq lists its product as uncharacterized. Lineage: Eukaryota; Viridiplantae; Streptophyta; Magnoliopsida; Lamiales; Oleaceae. The record is from RefSeq and is a predicted model, not a curated record. Gene Ontology annotation, molecular function: protein binding. Bases 200 to 2173 code for a protein of 657 amino acids. The transcript has a single exon.
GUUCAUUUCAGCCCACAUUUAUUCUUUGUUCUUCACUUUAAUCCCUCAAAUUCUCCAUAAACAACAAAAUCCCCCCUAUUCUGACUCCAAAUUCUUCAGAUCCUACCUGCAAAAACCUCGUAGCUCCGAGUAACAGUCAUCACAUAACAGUCGGCGUAAUUCAAGAACUUCACUCUCCAUAAAACCAAAUACAAAUUCAAUGUCCAUCUCUAGCGAAAAAGGCAAGUCGAUAAUUAUAUUAAUGUUUUAUUUCCUUAUUUUUAUGUUAUUACAUCUUCCGCAUAUUUCUUGCCUUGUUCUUGCAUCAGAUUUGGACCCAUCUUCAAAUUUAAUUGAAAAUGAUAAUAAAGAUCAUGCCCCUUUGAUUGAAGAUGACUAUCAAACCAACCCAGAUGUUAAUUUGGUGAGAAAACAGCAACAACAAUUGGAAAAACUUGAAGAGUUAGUAAAAAAUUUAACUAAACUUGUUUCUCAAUUAGAGGCCAAAUUUUCUGAGAUCCCGGAAAAAUUUGAGAAGUUACCUCUGGUGUCAACUGAUGAUGAGAAAAGGGAAGUUGAGAAAACUAAAGAAGGGUUGACCGGGAUAGAGAAAGUACCGUCAGGAGAGGGGCUGCGGACGGUGUCUGUGACGAAGUAUAGUUCAUUUUGGUCGGAGAGGUUUCAGUUUGUGUCAGCCGUGAAACUGGGGUCGAGUCCUAGUUGUAUUAAUGUAUUGCCUUUUAGGGAUUUUGAGGGUUUGAGCAAGUAUGUUGCUGUGGGGGACGACAAGGGUAAGGUAUAUGUGUUUUUGAGAAAUGGAGAUGUUUCUGUGGAGUUUGAUGCUUUGUCCGACUUGCAGUUGCAAUCAUCGAUGAUAACAUCUAUGGUGUCAUACUUGUCGGUUUAUAAGAAUGAGAGCAUAAUUGUUUCGGGGUAUGAGAGCGGAUUAGUUUUUAUGCAUAGGGUUUGGGAGGUGUCAAACAGUGAUGAGUUUAGUUCGCUUCACGUGGAGAUGGUUGGAAGAUUCGAGAUCUCAGGAGGAGGUCGAUCGAGGAUUAAUGUGUUGGAAGUGCACCAUGUUGGGAGGAAAAGAUACAUUUUGGCUAUAGAUGGUAGUGGGAAAAUUACAGUGUUCCGGGAAGAUGGUACGGUUUAUGGGUCGGCCGUUCCAAGUAGGCAGCCACUUGCAUUCUUGAAGCAAAGGCUUUUGUUUCUUACAGAGACAGGGGCUGGGUCUUUGGAUUUGAGGACCAUGAAACUAAAGGAAUCCCAGUGCGAAGGAUUGAAUAAUUCUAUUGCUAAGAAUUUUGUUUUUGAUGCCAUAGACCGGUCGAAGGCAUAUGGGUUCACUCAGGAAGGCGAGUUGAUUCACACAUUAUUGAUGGGCGAUAUAGUGAACUUCAAAUGCAGAAUUAGAUCAAAAAGGAAGAUGGACUUGGAUGAGCCUCUAGCCUUACAUGCAAUGAAAGGUUAUUUGCUGAUUGCUAACCAGGAGAAAAUUUUUCUGUACAACCUGUCAUCUCAGCAUUAUGUUUGGGCUGGUGGAUUACGACUUUCUUUCUCUGUUGGCCUUGAUGAGAUCAUAUCAUCUUUUCUAAAUCAGAAAGUGGUCGAUGUACUUGAUGAAAAGAGGAUGGCAAUACCUUUGCUCACCAGUGACUAUGAAAAGUUUGUUAUUCUCAGUCUUGGGAAUGGAUACGUGGCAAUCUAUCGUUCCAACCUUCCAUCGAUCAAAAGUGAAUUCAAUAACAUCCUAUGGACGAGUCCUGUUUUGUUUUUCAUUCUGUUUCUCUUUGGAGCUUGGCAGUUUUUUGCCAAUAAGAAGGAGGCACUUACCUCGUGGGGCCCCGAUGAUCCUUUUAGUUCCACAUCUGUCAUGAAUGGAGCUCCACUGGCUUUGGGCACAGGGGAGAGGUCUUUCAUGGAUUCUUCAAGAAACGUUGAGAUCAUGGAUCUGAGAGGCAGUAGUCUAAGACCUUCAUCGAGAAGGUUCUCUCCACCUAGGUACUCUGGGGGAUCGGCCGGUCCCUAUAGGCCGAGCUCAGAUGCUGAUUCUAGACCUUCUUCAAUUGAUCCCCGAUUCAGAACACCCUCCGAGUUGAAAUUUAGAGGGUCAAGUAUUGAAACUACAAUCGUUCCAAAAAGAAGAGAGGGCUUAUAUGUAAAUAGUCAAGGUAUAAACGAUAGCAAUUGACGGUGUUUUUUACCUGUGCAGUUGGUCCUGUAGACCAUCUGAGUUUUCUGUAGCUGUGAUUUCAUAACAUUUACUCAUAGCGAAAGUAAAAAUCUGGAACUUAAGCCGUUAUUAUCAGAUAUCUUGAAGUGUUGGUUCCAAAGGAAGGCAAUUUUACUUUCUAAUUUAAAAUAGUUCUUUCGUUUUC